GCGGGGCUUCCUCGGGGAUCCCGGCUCCCCGCGCCGGCGGCGCUUAUGAGGUGGCGGCGGCUGCUGGGCUGCGCCCUGGCCACGGAUCCCAGAUCAGUGUGACCGCUGCAUCUUCUGUCUACCCAACUUUUCCAGCCACCUGCUAGAAGAUACUCAGCAAGAAGGAUCUCUUGAAUGCUUUGUAGCAACCCUUGCAGCAGUGGGACGCUGACAGCCCUCAUCCCUCUGCUUCAUCUGUGGCAGAGAGCUCUCCAAGGCGCUGCACAGCUCUGCUCUGCUCCUGUACCGGGCAGUGCUCUGGGAGCCAAAAACUUACCAAAAGCCUGAUCUCAUCCGAGUCGAAUUCUCUACACUGCCAGGCGGACGGAGCAGCAGAUGCAAGGGAACAGGAAAGCAGCUCUGGCAGGUACAUCCAUUCCAGGGACUGAAUGGCUUGAUCCAUUCCUGAUGGAUGUUGAGCUAUGCAGAUGCCAAUUUGAAUUCCUCCCUGCCCAACAGGGAGCUACUCAACACAGCUCACAAAGACACUCUCACGGACCCAGAGGGACAGCCUUCCAUCUUCAGCUCUCUCUGUGCAAAAAUGAAGUUUAUUUCCUACCUUUGGGGACUUUUUAGCAUCUUGUACCAUCUACACUUUUCCCAGAGCCUGCCGAAGGGACUUUGAUCCUGAAAGCUUGCAGAAAAGGACAGUUUUCUUGCCAUUUUCCAGUUGGUCUAAUAAAAAGCCAUGCAGGGACCAAGGCCCGUCGUGCUGAGUGGCCCUUCAGGAGCAGGAAAGAGCACCUUGCUAAAGAAGCUGCUUAAAGACUAUGAAAACAUCUUUGGCUUCAGUGUCUCCCACACCACCCGGCAGCCACGACCAGGAGAAGUGAAUGGCAAAGAUUACCACUUUGUGACCAGAGAAGAUAUGCUGAAGGACGUCAAUGCUGGCGAAUUUAUCGAGCACGCAGAGUUCUCUGGAAAUAUGUACGGAACAAGCAAAGCCGCCGUACAGGCCGUGCAGGCCCAGAACCAGAUCUGCGUGCUGGACGUUGACAUGCAGGGAGUCAAGAACAUCAAGAAGACGGAUCUGAAUCCCAUCUACAUCUCCAUCCAGCCUCCGUCCCUGGACGUCUUGGAAAAGAGACUGCGCGAGAGGCAGACGGAGACCGAGGAGAGCCUGCAGAAGCGGCUGAAGGCAGCUCAUGUCGACUUGGAACUUAGUAAGGAGCCUGGCCUUUUCAACUUGAUCAUUAUUAAUGACGACCUAGAAGUCGCCUACUUGAAACUGAAGGAGAUUCUUGCAGAGGAAAUCAAGAAGGCCCAAGGACCCAAGAAGUCCUGAGUUCUGUCUGCUUGGACGUUUUAACAUUGUCUAUCAUUCCCCAGAUGCUUCACAGCUUUUUAUUCCAAGAGAGACAUUCCCUUUUGUCCUGAUCCCCUUCCGAGCAACAACAGGAUGUUAAUAUUAAAAGGCGACAAAACGGCGCCCAGUCCAAACCAACCUUGCAUUUGUGUCAGCCAGGGGGUCCUGGCACUUCCUGGGUGUGUUUCUAAGUUGGUAUGAAGAGUCCAGGCAGGCAACUGAGAGCAGUUAUCCUUACUUCCCGACCAAAGGUCCCGUGAGUACCUCUGGGAUGCCGGGCUGCUGCUGCCAAGCUCUGCCCGUGUAACCGGAGCGUGUAGUGUACAUAGCAGUAAGCAGCAUCCUCCCCACCCCAGUACAAAAGGUGGGUAUGCUUGUCUCGUGCCACGGUUACCCGUGCCACCUGCUAAGGGGAACUGCUUGUCCCGUUUCCUCCUGCAAAGUGCCCUGUGGGACCAGGUCGCAGGAGGAGGCUGGCCAGUCUGGGAAAGGGAUUUGGAGCAAGGAUGGAGCAGAGCUGGGAUGGUGCCAGCGCUGGGAUCCUCGUCGCUUAGCCUUGGGGCUCCCCUUGUCUCUCUCUCCCUUCCUCUCCCCAACCCAGGGGACAUCGUCACGGUUCCUUCAGAGACUCAUCGUCUCUGCUUCCCACCCUGAGUCUCUGUGGCUGAUCCUGGGGUUGCUGCCUUGCACCUAGUCAGCAGAGCUCAGGCCGGGGAACCCUAGACCUGGCGCCAGGCCGCUCGGAAACAUCGCUCCCCGCCCAUCCCCGUUCCCAGUCCUCCGCGGACACCGACCGCUUCCUGGCUCGUGCUGGGUGAUCUCAAAGGAGUUCCAGGGGAACGACAUCUUCCUCUCCCCUUCUCAGUCCUGAAUGCCUCUGGGGUGGAGGCAUGAAUGCUGCAGGCAGAUGUACAGCAUUGCAUGGUGAUGGAGGCAGGUAGGCUCCCAAGCCCCUAUAUUCGGACCUCUCUGAAGAGUUUCUUUCCAGGCGGUGUAGCCUUUAUUCCUGGCAAAACUGUAAAAUGCCCCCUUGAGGGUGCAAAUAAAUUCAUUUUUUCCAAUA
Messenger RNA from Alligator mississippiensis (American alligator), 2408 nucleotides. It is a transcript of the gene GUK1, whose product is annotated as guanylate kinase 1. Gene Ontology annotation, molecular function: GMP kinase activity. NCBI's taxonomy places the organism in Eukaryota, Metazoa, Chordata, Crocodylia, Alligatoridae. The transcript is spliced from 11 exons. Gene Ontology annotation, biological process: purine nucleotide metabolic process. Gene Ontology annotation, cellular component: cytosol. Bases 728 to 1324 code for a protein of 198 amino acids. The record is from RefSeq and is a predicted model, not a curated record.